Botrytis porri is the source of this 2208-nucleotide messenger RNA. RefSeq lists its product as uncharacterized. Gene Ontology annotation, biological process: protein phosphorylation; mitotic cell cycle; regulation of cytokinesis. The transcript has 2 exons. Gene Ontology annotation, molecular function: protein kinase activity; ATP binding. The record is from RefSeq and is a predicted model, not a curated record. Bases 1 to 2208 code for a protein of 735 amino acids. Gene Ontology annotation, cellular component: nucleus; centrosome; spindle pole. Lineage: Eukaryota; Fungi; Ascomycota; Leotiomycetes; Helotiales; Sclerotiniaceae.
AUGCAAGCGCCAGACGCUAAGAAUAAGUUCGAUUAUACCGAUGAGGUCUUGGAGAUAAUCAGAGGCCAAGAUGUUUCUGAUGAGUCAAUUAAACAAAAGCUACGGGGGAUUUUUACUAAGAUCAUCGCUGAUGUAGAGGCUGACGGAGAUAAUCUUAUGGCGGAAUAUGAAAAAGUAAUAAAGGAAGAAGAGGAGGCGCAGGCGAGUGCAGAAGCGAAAGCGAAGGCAGAAAGUGCUGAAGCUAAGGGAAAACGAGAGGCAAGAGCCGAGAGAAGAUUAAUUCAUGAAGAUACCGAGGCUGCCGUGGAGAUUAUGCGUACUAUACAUCAAACAACUGCGCCUCUUCGUCAUAAUAAAUGGCGGAAGCCUAACGCAGGGUUCACAAACAAAAAUAUCAGAAUCAUAGGCAAGAUCGGUCAGGGCGGUUUUGGAGCAGUAUACCUUAUUGAGAAUAUUGAGACUAAGGUUCAGUAUGCGAUGAAGACUCAGCUUAAGCGAGAAAAUGACGAUGAGCCAAUGAUGACACCCCCAGCGUGGAGGGGAGCCGAAACUCCUCCUGUCACACCUUCUUCUGAGGCUUCGAAGAGAUCUGCAAAAGCUAUGAAAGAACGGCAUUUAAUAACUAAACGGUUCAAUGAAACUAAAUGUUAUUUGCAGUACAUACGUUCUAGUCAUCCUUCUAUCUGCAACUUGGAAGCCUUUUUCGACUUAGAACAACCAGAAGAUAACGGCCACUGCCAUAUCUUUGAGUAUUGUCAAUGGGGGAAUUUGGAAAAUAUUGUGAAGCAGUACUAUGAUACACCACGCUGGGGCACAGGAGAGCCCGAGGGUUCUAUAUGGACUCACAAACCAAAAGAUAUGCCAACAAUAUACAAGCACGCAGCAAUACCAGAAGCGUUCAUUUGGCAUGUCUAUAUGCAGACAACGGACGCUCUUAGUUUCCUUCAUGGUGACCACGAACUCAAUAAGAAACCAGAAUUUCACUCACGCAAUCAAGUUAUUGUCCUUGAUAUCAAAUUGGACAACAUUUUUUUGAAAAACUCCGGGAAAGCAAACACAUAUCCAACUGUAAAAAUUGGAGAUUUUGGAGAAGCUACCUAUGUGCCAUAUGGAGAGCUCCGCUGGCAUGACACGGGAAACACGGUGUGCGUAGCGCCCGAGGAACCUUAUUUAAGUGCCAAAUAUGACGUUUGGUGUGUCGGAAUGUCAUUGUACAUUUUGUCGCACUCAGGUAGACGACCAAAGAGAACUGAAGUAGACGGAAAGGAAGAUAAAAAGGAUAAGCCGAAUUGGGGUCUAUGCGAUCCACAUCUUUCUAAAGUUUUGGCUAAAGAGCUUGAAAAGCCAAGAGAAAUGGAAGUAGAAAAGAGAUUGACUGCAGCUCAAAUCUUAGACCAUAUCAGACCAAUAGCUGAAGAAACGAUACGUUUGACGUAUAGACCUUUGCAAAAUUGGGCAAGACCUGAGUUACAGGUAAUAUUUGAGGAAGGUAUUAUUGAACGGGUUGAAGAGGGAGGAGCACUCAGUGAUAUUACAGAAAGUGAAGAAGAAGAAGAAGAAGAAGAUGUUGAUGACGACGACGAUGAUGAUGAUGAUGAUGAUGAUGAUGAUAAUGAUGAUGACGAUGAUGAUGAUGAGGACGAAGGCGGUGUUACUGGCAAUGAACCUUCUGGAGGAGGGGAAGUGGGAGCUGUUGGUGGGGUAGGAGAAGAAGUGGAAAUUCGACCCCCGCGCCCACCUGGUACUCUAGACCCCGGGGAAAAUAAAACUGAAGAGCAGUUAGCCAAGGAGCGGCUGGCCAAGGAGCGAUUGAGAAGACAACAAGAAGAGGAGCUGAGAAGACAACAACAAGACGAGUUGACAAGACAACAAGAAGAGAAGCUUAGAAGACAACAACAAGAAGAGAAGCUGAGAAGACAACAACAAGACGAGUUGAUAAGACAACAAGAAGAGGAGUUGGGAAGACAACAAGAAGAGGAGUCGAGAAGACAACAAGAAGAGGAGCUGAGAAGACGACAAGAAGAAGAGUUGAAAAGACGACAAAAAGAGGAGUUAAGAAGACAACAAGAAGACAAGUUGAUAAAACAACAAGAAGAGGAGUUGAGAAGACAACAAGAAGAGGGUCAACCAGAAGAAAUUACAUCACUCGCGCCGCCCCGAAAGAGGCGAUUGAUUAGAUGCAGAAAACUCCGAGCUUACCGGGAAUGA